UUAAACAAAGGGGUGAGGGCUGUCUACGCUGUAUAUCUCUGCCCUUCAACUUUGUGUUCCCUGUUAAAUCAGAGAUUUUUAAAAUCCAAAAGCCCCCCUCCUCGAAUCGUGCUCUGCGUGGAAGCUAGUGCAGGAGUGAGUGACCUUCACGAUCUCCCCACCUCUUCCCCCUCUCUCUUAUAUUUUUUUCCUUUUUUUGUUUCAUUUUAUGAUGUUACAUAUUAUCUGAUCGCCAUCUCCUUCUUUUCCUAUCCGUUCCCUCUAUUUUCUUUUUUUCUUUGUGUCUUUUCUUGUUUGAAGGGUUAUCCUAUUCCUUCCUCGGUAUUUGUUUUCCGUUUACUUUUCUGGGAUUCUUUGACCCAAUAUACUUCUUUUAAUACUAAUAUUAUAUAUAUUUCUUUUUUUUUUUUGAAUUAGGUUUCCCUCAUCUUUUGUUGUUUUCUUCUGAGAUUCUUCCUAGUGUUUUUUUUUUCCUUUUUUUUUCUUUGGCUUAUCUUUUCUGUUCUUUUGUGCUUUGGGGCAAACUCUGUUAGUUACUACUAUUGUAUAUAUCUUCGGUGAGUGUGUUUAGCCUCUUUUUCUCUUUGUUCCUGUUUGAUGGGCUGUUGAUGUCUUUGGCGGUUGGUGAGAAUCCAAGUCCCAAAACCAUGGGGUUUGAUAAGGAGGGGAGUGCUACUGAUAGUGAAGCUUCAGAGACAAAAACACCAUCAAAGAUUCCUCCAAACGAAGAUGCCGUUGACGGACAUCAUCCCCCUGGAAUCAAUAGAAAAGCAAGCGAGAGUUCUCUUUGUCCAACUGAAGACGAAGACGAUGAUGAUGAAGAAGAGAGGGAGAUUGAGUUAGGCCCGAAGUGCACCCUUAAAGAACAACUCGAAAAAGAUAAGGAUGAUGAGAGCUUGAGGAGGUGGAAGGAACAACUUCUUGGGACUGUGGAUUUCGAGUCCGUUGGAGAAAAGCUAGAACCUGAAGUGAAGAUACUGAGCCUUGCGAUCAAAUCACAUGGUAGACCUGAUAUGGUACUUCCAAUUCCGGAGAACGGAAAGCCUAAAGGCUUGUGGUUUACCCUAAAAGAAGGAAGCAAAUACAGCCUGCAAUUCACUUUCCAAGUGAGCAACAACAUUGUGUCCGGCCUCAAGUACACUAAUAUGGUUUGGAAAACUGGUGUCAAGGUUGAUAGCACGAAAGAGAUGAUUGGAACCUUCAGUCCCCAGGCAGAGCCUUACACACAUGAAAUUUGUGAAGAAACAACUCCAUCUGGAAUGUUUGCUAGAGGAUCUUAUUCAGCUAGAAGUAAGUUUGUGGACGAUGACAACAAGUGCUACUUGGAGAUCAACUACACUUUCGAUAUCCGUAAAGAAUGGCAAUCGUAGACUACAUACGAAGGAAUCAUUGUCAGCGAAUUGGUUUGCUUUGUGUCCAUUGUUUGUCAAGUCUCCUUUAGGUGUGACCAUAGUUCAUUCAUUUACUUUGUUCUUAUUUUGCCACCCAUAUCCUGUGUGAGAGUGAGACUAAGAAUGGUCUACACAAUGAAGAGAGUUUAGUGGAAUAGCUUUCUGUUUUGCUCCGAGUCCGAGUUGCAGUUAGACAUUCAUUUCUUUAGGAAUGGAUUAAUAAAAAAAAGUUAAAGCUUUUGCUUUUUAA
Messenger RNA from Gossypium raimondii (Peruvian cotton), 1641 nucleotides. RefSeq names its product rho GDP-dissociation inhibitor 1. Gene Ontology annotation, biological process: Rho protein signal transduction. The record is from RefSeq and is a predicted model, not a curated record. Gene Ontology annotation, molecular function: Rho GDP-dissociation inhibitor activity; protein binding. Lineage: Eukaryota; Viridiplantae; Streptophyta; Magnoliopsida; Malvales; Malvaceae. Bases 609 to 1370 code for a protein of 253 amino acids. Gene Ontology annotation, cellular component: cytosol; membrane; cytoplasm. The transcript has 5 exons.